AAACUCGAGAAUUUAAUUUUUAUAGGUAGAUCUUCUCAUUCUGUUAUUCAUAUAGCUUCGAUUAGAUGUUCGUGAAUCUUUAUUUAAACAUUUGAUUCGUUUCAAUUUACCUAAUUAAUUUAUUAAUCAUCAAACGUUACCAAAAUGCUGAUGGCGUUAAACCGUCAUAUGUUACAUAAUAGUCUUUUGAAGUUUCAACAACAUAUAGCAACUUCCAGCAAUGCAUUAAAAGUUGUUGCUUCAAAUGCGGUGGCUAAUAACAAUGGACUCGCCCAAACAGUUAAAAGGUCUAGUUCAUUUCAACAACAAUCGUCAUCUUCAGACAGUGAAGAUGACACUUUAAAAAACAACCCUUAUUACACAGCUUAUGCCGAGAAAUUGCGAGAUCUUAAAAAAAAAAAUGCUACUGCCUACCGAGAAGCAUUACGGCGCUUACGUGAAAAACAACAAGAGACUGUUAAUUCUGUUGAUGCAGCAGUUGUAAAUACUACAGAAACAGUGUCUGACAAAAAUGACAGUACUGAAACUAAACCACAAGCAAAACCAAAACGAAGACCAUCCCAGACACUACUAAUUAAACCAAAAACUUUAGAACAAGUUAUGAACAUAGAAUUGUUACGAGAUAAAUCAUGGCGAGAUGUAUCUGAAAUAUGGUUGGCAUACCAUAGGACCCGUGAUGAAACUCUGAGUGCAGUUAUUCCUUUAAAUCAAUUUGAAAAAUUUUAUAAUCAGUCUAUUAAAUACCCCAUGUUCAUAUUACCACUUCCACGCAACACUAGUGGUUACGAGUUCAUAUUUGCCCAGUUCCAGCACUAUCAAGAACAUUCAACAUCAAAUUGCACAGUUCACUUGACACCAUUGAUUAGUUAUCAGACAUACAACGAAAACGCACCAGAAUGUAUGACUGUUGAAUAUUAUACUGACCUUUGCAACAGUGACAAAGCUAUCGAAAACAAUGGAACCGAUAAUGAAUCGUGUGUUUUGAUGAGAUCUACAUACGAUGGAAAACUAUUGUCUGCCGCUGAAGCAGCUUGCCUUGUUAACCAGUUGCGUAUAUUUUACGGAGUAGAUUCUGGAGUUGAGGACAAAGAAAAACUUUUAAAAUCAUUCAACGAAGGAGAUGUAACAUUCAAACACUCGGACGUCAUUGCUCUAGUAGAAACCUUGAGCAUUUCAUAAUUUAAGUAAAUUAAUAAGAGUGGAGCAAGUGUUUUUCAAAGAUAGGUUUUUUUUUUUUUAUAUAAUUCUAUAGUAGGUGUACAACUAAUACGUGUGUUUAAAAUAAAUACUACUUAGCAAUAAUAAUAA
Aphis gossypii (cotton aphid) is the source of this 1308-nucleotide messenger RNA. Its product is annotated as ATP synthase mitochondrial F1 complex assembly factor 1. The coding region runs from base 145 to 1179 and encodes 344 amino acids. The transcript is spliced from 5 exons. Gene Ontology annotation, cellular component: mitochondrion. The record is from RefSeq and is a predicted model, not a curated record. Gene Ontology annotation, biological process: mitochondrial proton-transporting ATP synthase complex assembly. NCBI's taxonomy places the organism in Eukaryota, Metazoa, Arthropoda, Insecta, Hemiptera, Aphididae.